CUCUGUUUGGGAAGCUACAUCUGUGGUGGACACUAUCCACCUGUCCCUUUGGCAAUAUCAAUCUCCCAACUGACGUUUCGUACACAAACGCAUGUCUGAAGCGGACUACGACACUUGGACGAAGGAGGAGCUCAUAAGCCGCCUCGUCCAGCUCGAGAGCCACGGCAGCAGCAAACCGUCGGCCAAGGGCAAAGGCCGCGCGCAGGACGAGUCAAUCGAUUGGGCGAACGCGCCCCGGCGAAAGAUUGCGCUCAAGUUCUGCUAUGGAGGGUGGGAUUUUGGAGGUCUAGCUAUCCAGAAGGACCGGACGCCGCUGCCAACCGUGGAGGGGAAGCUGUUCGGCGCGCUCGUGCGCGCGCGCCUCGUCGAUCCGAAGGGCGGGCUGGAGGGUUGCGGCUGGGAGCGAUGUGGGAGGACAGACCGAGGGGUCAGCGCAGCGGGCCAGGUCAUCUCGCUUUGGGUACGCAGCGCGCUCUCGCAGGAGGAGCUCACGCCGACUGUCCCCACACCGAUCGAGCCCGCGCCACCAGAACCUACACCUCAGUCCUCAUGCACCGACUCUUCAGACGAUGACUUCCUCCCCGGCCUUGACACCGAAGAUAUCGGUACCCUCGCACACCCACCCGCAAAGGCCACCCCCACAGAGGAGCACCCCUUCAUAUACAUGAUCAACCGCCACCUCCCCGACACCAUCAAAAUCCUCGCCUGGUCUCCUGUCGACCCCUCUUUCUCCUCGCGCUACUCGUGCACCUGGAGGCACUACAAGUACUUCUUCUCCCCCGUCGGACUCGAUGUCGCUGCCAUGCGCGCCGCGUGCGCGUACCUCCCCGGCACGCACGACUUCCGCAACCUCUGCAAGAUCGACCCGACGAAGCAGCUCGACCAGUUCCGCCGCGAUAUUCUGCACGCGAGCAUCUCGCCCGUCGACGCGAGCAAUCCUGGCGGCAUGCACGUCUUCGACCUGAAGGGCUCAUCGUUCCUCUACCAUAUGGUACGCAACAUCAUGGGCGUGCUGCUGUCCAUUGGCGCGCGACUCGAGCCCCCGACGCUGCUCCCGGCGCUCAUGAACGUUGCCCCGGGCGUGGAGCCGACGACAGGUCCGCCACCUGCAGAGCCGUUGCCCGUCGUCGAGUGCCGCCCCGAGUACAUGAUGGCAGACGCGCUGCCGCUGACGCUCUGGGACUGCGGCUAUCCCGAGGGCGCGGUCAACUGGCAGCCCGAGACGCGCGACUCGCACUCGAUGGUGUACCGCGCGCUGGACUCGACUGCGGAACGCUCGCUCAUCCAGACGACGCUGUGGCAGCACUUUGUCGAUGCGGGGAGGCUGUUAAACCAUGGGCCAGAGCCGAAUCAGACGGUGCUUAGCCGCGUGCUGCCGGGGCCGCAACUACGCGCCGUCAUUCCGUUAGAGCACAGCGCACCGACGACGACAUCUGGCGAUGAAGCUGCCGCGCCAGCGGUCAUUGUGGAGGACGCAGCCCUCUCUGCUCCUCGCAACGUCUUCAUCCCCCUCGGAGGCGGCACGCACCGCAAGAUGAUGUCCGCCAAGUACGUGCCGGUCUUGCAGCGCAACCGCCUCGAGCAUUUCGAGGUGCAGAACGCGCGGUGGCGGGAGAAGGCAAGGCAGAAGGGGCUGAAAAUCCCAGAUCAUGCGCCCGAGGAUGCGGAGGAGUAGACGCGAUCCAGGGACAAGCCUGCCUGGUGCAGCUCGGCACACGAGAGAGCAGCAUAGCCAGCAUGUAUAGACAAAAUGGCGCGCCUAUGUGACGUGACCAGUGAACACGAACAAUGAGCAGGCCCAGUCGGCGAUUGCCGGAACACCUUGUCCAGAA
Messenger RNA from Schizophyllum commune H4-8, 1832 nucleotides. Its product is annotated as tRNA pseudouridine synthase. The record is from RefSeq and is a predicted model, not a curated record. NCBI's taxonomy places the organism in Eukaryota, Fungi, Basidiomycota, Agaricomycetes, Agaricales, Schizophyllaceae. Gene Ontology annotation, cellular component: nucleus; cytoplasm. The transcript has 3 exons. The coding region runs from base 92 to 1675 and encodes 527 amino acids. Gene Ontology annotation, biological process: mRNA pseudouridine synthesis; tRNA pseudouridine synthesis. Gene Ontology annotation, molecular function: pseudouridine synthase activity; RNA binding.